This is a messenger RNA of Lynx canadensis (Canada lynx), 9627 nucleotides long. It is a transcript of the gene AKAP11, whose product is annotated as A-kinase anchoring protein 11. Bases 137 to 5779 code for a protein of 1880 amino acids. The transcript is spliced from 11 exons. The record is from RefSeq and is a predicted model, not a curated record. NCBI's taxonomy places the organism in Eukaryota, Metazoa, Chordata, Mammalia, Carnivora, Felidae. Gene Ontology annotation, cellular component: cytoplasm. Gene Ontology annotation, biological process: intracellular protein localization. Gene Ontology annotation, molecular function: protein kinase A binding.
GGGGCGCCCGCCUGCUCGGCGGCUCGCGCGACUGGUCGUUGCGGGCCGGUGACAUGCCUGUGAGCUGCGGAGGCUGCGGCCCCCAGGUGUUUUAUGGACUAAUUCUUCAUUGAUUACACAGAAAAGCAAUAUAGUUAUGGCAGCCGUCCAGACUUCGAGAAACAGUCACGUGAAGACUAGAGCAUCUGUCAGAAAAAGUUUCAGUGAAGAUGUGUUCCAGUCGGUCAAGUCUUUAUUACAGAGUGAGAAGGAACUAUGCAGUGUAUCAGCGGAGGACUGUUUAAAGCAGGAGGAACAUGCCAAUUUGACUGAGGUCACAUUUCUAGGUUUUAAUGAAGAAACAGAUGCCGCUCACAUACAGGAUUUAGCUGCAGUUUCUUUGGAACUUCCAGAUCUUCUGAAUUCACUGCACUUCUGCAGUCUAAAUGAAAAUGAAAUUAUUUGUAUGAAGGAUAUAAAUAAAUCAUCAGAUGGAAACAAUGGUUCUCCAAAUCAGAGUCACCAUUCUGGAAUGCUCUGUGUCAUGAGAGUGUCACCUACAUUACCAAGGCUCAGAAUUGAUUUUAUCUUUAGCCUGCUAAGUAAAUACGCUACUGGUAUAAGAUAUACCCUGGACACAUACUUGCAUCAGAAGCGCCAACUUGAGACUGCUCACGAAGAUGAUGACGACACCAACCAGUCCGUGUCUUCCAUAGAGGAUGACUUUGUCACUGCUUUUGAGCACUUAGAGGAAGAAGAGCCUUUAAAGCCAUUUACUGAUGGAAUAAACAUUGCUGCACUAAAGAGCCAGUGUGAUGCUGCUUCACAGACUUCUUCUGGUCACCAUCUAGAAACCCAUGAUUUAAGAAUUCUGGUUAGCUCUGGGAGGCAGAAGUCAUUGGCUAAACCUUCAACUUCCUUAAUAAAUAUGCUGGGACAUAAAGAACUACCUUCUGUGAAAACUUCAGUCACAACAUUAAUUUCUGAGCCUUGGAUCCAAAAGAGUUUCUAUAGAUCAUCUAAUGCUUCAGAUAAAGGUAGUGAUACACAGAAAAUGUUUUUUUCUUCUUCUCCUGCCUAUUCCUCUGAAUCUGAAUGCUCAAGUCCAAGUCCUGUUAUUUUCUUGGAUGAAGAAGGAUAUCAAAAAAGUUUAAAAGCAAAACUUGAGUUACCUAAAAUUCCCGUGACGAAAGAUGAUAUAGAGGAUUCAGACUCAGAAGUAAGUGAAUUUUUUGAUAGUUUUGAUCAGUUUGAUGAGUUAGAACAAACUUUAGAAACUUCUUGUCCAUUUCUAAAAGAUCCUGUUGUAGGGAAGCCGUCGCAAAAGAAAGGACACAAACAUGAAAAAUCUUGUUCUGUAACUACUACUAUGAAUCCUCAAAAAUUCAAGUUUGAGCGUCCAGCUCUCCCAGCUAACGUUAGAAAGCCAACUCCUCGUAAACCAGAAUCCCCUUACAGUAACCUGUGUGAUGCCCCGGAUUCACCUCGCCCAGUGAAGGCGUCAGGGGAGGACAGUGGUUUGUUUAGCCCUAUUCGAUCCUCUGCCUUUAGCCCUCUUGGAGGUUGUACUCCUGCUGAAUGUUUUUGCCAAACAGAUACCGGUGGAGAUAGGAUUCAUGAAGAUCAUGAUUCUGUUUAUUACACCUAUGAGGAUUAUGCAAAUAGCAUCUCAUGUAAGGUUCUGGGCUCUGUUCUUCAUACCCAACAUACUAAUGCUACAUCAAACAUUAAGAGCAUUAAGAAGGGAGAAAAUAAAACCAUAGCUCUUCACAGUGGAAGCCUUGAUCAAAAAAGUAAAUCUAAAAAUAAAUCCUUGAUGAUUAAAGAUACUAUUCAGAAAUUUGCCUCAGACCUUGUGGAAAAAAGUUUUGGCAGUGCAUUUAAAGACUUACAGAAAGGAGUCUCUUCGUGUACCAAUGCGUUGUGUCACCUGGCUAUCAAAUUGACAUCCUCUGUUUUUCAGAUGGCAUUUAACGAACUGAGAAGGCAGUGUGCGUUUUCACUGAGAGAACGUGCUGUUAGUGGUCUGGCUAAUUUUUUGGUGAGUGAAGCUUUAUCAAAUGCUUUCCGGGAUUUACAGUAUGUAAAAAAGCAGAUAUUCACAAACACAGUCGCUCGGUUUGCUGCGGAUCUUGCUGAAGAGCUUGUUUUUGAAGGCAUCAUGGAGGUGUGUCAGUUUUCCUGUCCCCCAACACCCGCAUCUCCACAGUGUUGGCCGUUUGACUAUGAAGACAAAGCAGUGAAGUCCUAUGCAAAAGACCUGUCUGAGUCUGUAUUACAGGAAGCGUUCAUCGAGCUUUCACAAGCCGGCGUGACCUUCUCAACCAAGGCAGCAGUUAGUGUUUCCACAGAUACCAUAAAGGAUGCCAGUGCAGGAAAUUUAGCGCCACCGACACAGACCUCCACGUUUUCCCCUGCUUUUAACAACCAGACCCUUAUGGAGACAAAACCCAUGCAGGAACAUAAAAAGGAAUACACAGUACAGCAGGCCUUGUUUUGUACUUCUGGAAUUGUUACUUCGAUACCAGUACCCUUGGCAGGAAGUGCCCUUCUCCCAUAUCAUAUCUCGUCUAAUAUAUAUCAGUCAAAAUCGCGUCGGUCAUCGGAUGAUAGUAAUUUGAAUGGCGAUUCUAUCCAGACAUGUGUUACCACAAAAAACAAAGACGAGAAAGUAGCGUGUCUCAGACAUAUUUGUUUACCCUCAGACCACAAUCCAGGUAACCAGAAUGAUUUUAAACCAACUAAUGAUGCUGCUGAAGUGCAGAGCUCUUCAAAAUUAACAAGUGAUCCUGUGAUUAUUAACAACUUUUCUGCAGCAAUGGUGCAUACGAUUGUAAAUGAAACUUUAGAGUCAAUGACAUCAUUCAAAUGUACAAAAACAGUUGUUGAACAAACAGAUGGUGUAACUAAAACAGUAAAGGGAGAAACCCUUCCUUUCUGUUCUGAUCAAGCAACAGUGCAACAGAGCGAAGUUAGCAAUAAGGAUAUGUUUGCUGAUCGAUUAUCUAAAUCUAUUAUUAAACAUUCCAUCGAUAAAAGCAAAUCGGCGAUCUCAAAUGUAGAUAAAAAUGCUGAACGCAAGGAAGACUUGCUUGUUCCUGGAGAAGAGUCACAGUUGACCUUGGAAAAGUUCCCCAAAUUUCUCGAUGCUCAAGAUCACUUAACCCCCUGUUCACUUUCAGUAGGAAAGGACUGUGUUCCAGAAUGUAAAGGUUCUAUAGCUCAUGGGUUUUCUUUAGAGACACCGCAACCUUGUCCGACAGUUGUGGGUCAGAAACCUGAUUUGAAGGAAGUUGCUAAAGACAAAUCCAUGAAAAAGGAUAAUUUGAAUAAUGCAGCACUUGAGCCCUUGUGUUUUGGUCAAGACCACCCUUGUCCUCAUUCACAUACUUUCUCCUCUACAGUGCUUACGUGUGUAGAUGGUUUGCACGUGGAAGAUAAACAGAAGAUUAGAGACGGCAAUGUGAUACCCGAUACUCCUCCAUCCACUCCUCUAGUACCAUCCCAGGCUAGUUCUGAAUGGGAUAUCAAGAAGUUAACCAAAAAGCUCAAGGGGGAAUUGGCAAAAGAAUUCGCACCUGCUACUCCACCCUCUACACCUCACAACUCAUCUGUUGGUAGUUUGUCUGAAAGUGAACAAAAUACUAUAGAAAAAGAAGAGUUCAUGUUGAAACUCAUGCGAUCUCUUUCAGAAGAAGUGGAAAGCAGUGAAGACGAAGAGCAUCCGGAAGUGGAUGUGAAGUCAGAGCACUCAGGGAAGAAAGUUCAGUUUGCGGAAUCGUUAGCUACGCACAUCAUUUCUCUGGCCACAGAAAUGGCAGCUUCCCAUUUAGAUAAUAAAGUAACUCAGGAACCCAAGGUUAAAAGCCCUUGCUUAACUGUGAAGAGUCAAAGAAGUGUGUCACCUACUGCUUUAAGUCACUCAGAGGAAAACUUACAAAUAUUAUGCAAUUUUGCAGGUGACCUGGCAGCAGAAGUCAUUACGGAGGCUGAGAAAAUAGCAAAAGUUAGAAGCUGUGUGCUUUUCAGGCAAAGGACGAAUAGUUGUUACGUGGACGGUGGCCGAGACGAUAGAUCAGAAGAGAAGUUGGAGAUGGAGGCUCUGGCAGACCCCAAAGAAGUAGAUCCGUCCAGUCUUUCAUUACCACCAAGUUCUUGUGUGUCUGGUCUGACGUACAAGUAUCCCAGCUGUGAAAGCGUGACAGACGAAUAUGCGGGUCACAUUAUCCAAGUGCUCAAACAGGAAGGUGGUAAUAGUGAGUUAAUAAUGGAUCAGUAUGCCAAUAGACUUGCCUAUCGAUCUGUUAAGUCGGGAUUACGAGAAGCAGCGAAGGCAGCCCAAAUGAAGUGCAGCUCAAAAAUGUUCUCCGUGCAGAGCUCACAGGUGACAACCAAGAACGACCUCUUAAUAUUCUUAAAUAAAGAACACCACCAAGAAGUAGAUCACGAACGACAAAGUAAAAGAAGUGGAGUUUACCUUUGCAAAAAUAAAACUUGUGAAUGGACGCUGGAUACAUACAAAAAUGACUGCUCUGAACUGUAUAGUUUUUCAGCCUCUCUUGCUCACAGCAUAACAAGAGAUGUUAAAAAAGAGCUGACAGUGUCUACAGUUGGCUUGCCAAAAUCCUUAACAGAUUCUUGCCUUUAUGAAAAGUCUGGACGUGAUGAAGAAACCAGGUUGCCCGCUGAGCCAGAAUUUCCUCAGGCUCUUCAGCCUUCCCCGCAAAAUCACAGAUUUUACCACAGUACAGGCAGCUUAAAUGGGUUUGGUUAUGGAGAGAGCGUGGCUCAAGCUAUAGAACAGUAUGCGAGAAAAGUAGUGGAUGAUACCUUAGAGCUCAGUUUAGGAUCUGCAGUUUUCCAUGCGUCUGAGUCCACAAAAGCAGCUGAUAGGGUCACUUAUGCAGAAAAGUUGUCACCUCUUAUAAGUCAACCCUGCAGAUAUUGUGACCGUAAAGAACUGCAUGAUUGCACUGGAAAUUCAUCUCAACAUGUUUCCAGGCAGGAUUCACUUGCUACUAGUCAGCCAGCUUCUAAAUCAAAACUUAGCAACAUCUAUCAGGAAUCUAGAAUUUUUCAUCUUGAUGUCCCACAAAUUCAUGUUGGUCUUGAUAAGAAGACAGUGCUUGCUGAGAAGAUAGUUGCUGAAGCUAUUGAAAAAGCAGAGAGGGAACUGAGCAAUACCAGUCUGGUGGCUGAUAGCGGGAUUGGACAGGAUGGCGUUAGCUUUGCUGAAAGCCUUACCACAGAAAUAAUGACGUCGGCGAUGACCAAUGUUGGACGUGCUGUUAGCAGUCCAAAAGAAAUAGAAGACUUUCAGUCAACUGAGUCUCUGGGCAGCCAGCAGCUGAACCUCAGUAUUGGUGAUGACAGCACUGGCAGCUGGUCCAAUUUAAGUUUUGAAGAUGAACACCAGGAUGAGAGCAGCAGUUUUCAUCACCUAAGUGAAAGUGAUGGGCCAGAUGAUAAAGAUGAAGAUCAUGAGGAUGAUGUAGAAGGUUUGGAGCAAGACCGAAAGAUUCUGCUCAUUACAAAUAUCGACAUGGAGCCGUGCACAGUAGACCCCCAGCUAAGGAUUAUCCUUCAGUGGCUCGUCGCUUCGGAGGCUGAAGUGGCAGAACUUUGUCUUCAUGACUCUGCGAAGAAGGACUUUAUACAACUUUCAAAACGACUACAAGGAAAGGGAUGGAAGGUGGGGGACCUCCUGCAGGCUGUGCUGCGGUACUAUGACAUGCGGGAGAAGGCGCCUGGAGAGGAGAGGUGCAAGUCACUGUUUGACUGGCUCUUGGAAAACGCAUAGAACAAACUCGCAGCCGGUCCAUUUUAUUGUUUGGGGAGAGGAAGUAACAGAUAAGGAUGCAUAGGGUAAACUGUUAACACUUACCGUGAACUGGGAGGGAAGUAGAUAGAGCUUUUUAAAAGCGCAUUCCGUCAUCCCACGUUGUAUAUAUAUAGUUCAUACUUUUGUAAUCUCUGUCAAAUAUGAUCUUCAUUUAUUCUUCUAGACACGUGCAUAGUGUGUUAAGAUCCUAAGAACACUGAUUUGACGGAAGGUCUGACCAUGACGUUUUCAGGGACACUGACUGACAGCAUUCUUUUUGCAUCCAAGUUAGUGCUGCUAUGAACCGCACCCAGGCGGCCAAGGACGUUGCAGACAAAUGCUAUCCUGUUAAGAACUAAUCUGACAAAAUAGCUUUGAGGCUAAUGGUUUUUCUUCCCUCAAUAGAAUUUUUUUCUUAUUUUUAAAAGUCAUUUUUAUUUUCAUAGCUCAGCUAUUGGUAGCUUUUUGAAUCCCCCCCAAACUAUUUAAUUUCUUAGAAACGUUAGUAUUCUAGGUUUCUCUAAAUACCGUAAAUGAUAGUUUCCCCAGCCUUUCAUUAAAUGACAUUAUUUGCUAAUGUUGCCAAUCCAUCUGGCAUGAAAGUGUGUGUGUGUGUGUGUGUGUGUGUGUGUGUGUGUGUGUGUAUGUGUAUGUAGAGGAAUACUUUUGACUUGCCUAGUGGGUUUGUGCCCUUUUUUAUUUUACUGUUUUCUUGGUUAGAAACCCACUGUUGACAUUUAAAAGGUGCUUUAAAAUAAAAUGUCUAUAAAGAUUGUGCAGUAAGAAUUUUUAUUUCUUGGUUUUUUUUUUUAACUAUUUUGCAUCCCUAAUUUAUCCUAUAAAUGAAAAUAAAGGUGCAAAACAUGUUAAAAUUUUAAAAAUUAAUGUUAAUAUGGAAAUGCAUUUAGAGAAGCCCAAUAAUGAUUUUCAUUGUUGGAUUUUUGAAAAACAAACAACUCUCUUCUUAGCAAGGAUGAGCUUUUUCUAGAAAAAGAAGGGAUGCCCAGGCUCCCUCUCCCCGAUAAAAUAGUAUCUGCACUGUUUUGUAAAGUUGACUGACAUGAUUUUUCUGGGCUCUGUGUUUUUUUACUUCCUUGUCUUUAGAAACUGCAAGUUGACUCGAAUAGCGCUUGUGUCUUGGUAUUGUACGUGAGGGUAUGUGCGUGUGAGUUUUUGGUUCUUCCAUUAAUGGAUUUUAUAAUUGAGAGUAAAUCACCUUUUGUUGGGGGCUUUGGUUUUACUCCAUUACAUUUUCUUUUUUCCUGCCAUUGCAUUUUCUUUUUCCCUGAGCACUGACUGUUCUGGAAGCUGCACAAAGUGUAGAAGACAUAGCACCCACCAAGGGGCAAGGAAUAAGGGCACUUACAUUAAUUUGAAUUAAUAAUUAUGGUAGAGAAAUGUAUUUUGUAAUGAGAGAGUAAAAUUUGCUUUUUAAGAAAAAUACCAAAAGCCACUUAAAUAUUUUGAGAUUACAUUGUAAGCUUUGGUUUUUCUCAACUUAAGAUACAGAAAUGGAGUGAGCCUUAAAAAUAAAUUUGCCUAAAGUUUCUUCAAGUAUUUUUUAAGGUGGAGAAAUGCAGGAAUUGUAUAUAACCAGAAUUGUUUCUGUCUUUUGCUUCUCAGAACUUGAGAUUUAGCAGCACUGGACUGGGUUUAUACAUGCUGGCACCUGGGUUGUUGAUGAUAACACGGAUUUACUGCUUAUUAAGCUUGGAUUGAAUUUUUACAAGUAUAUAACUAUCAAGUUGUGUUUAGUAACUUGGAUAUAUGUAUGGGUGUGAUUAACAGCCAAAUUGUGUUCUGACUUUCUUUUCAGCUAAAGUGAAAAUAUAUUAGUUUCGUUAAAACUUUCUGUGCUUGAAAGUGUUUAUGUUUAUUUCUAUUAUGGUAGAAAUCAUUUUGAAGAUUUUCCUCCUGUCUCUGUUUUCUCUGCAUUUACCUGGAGCUUUGCUGGAUUCAGAGUUCCCUGAUUUAGCCACGACGUAAGGACAGACCAGUCUUUAGGUGUUAGUUAGCAUGCAUGGUAAGAAUCCUGGUGGAACUCUACCCCUGUAUCAGUUUCACGCAGGGGCACAGAGAAAAAUAUUAAGUAUUGGCAGAUGUGAAAAGAAGCGUGAGUUAAAGCUCCUUGUAGGGAGAGAAGUAUCUUUUAAUCAAGUGCAGUCUAAACUCACAUUCUUUAAAGGCACUUUGUGAUUAUUCCAAAGACAUGUUCCGUCUGUUUGGUUGCCCAGUCUUCAGAACAGCUCUGUUUGUUGAGGACUACCCGUCUUAUUUUAUUACAGAUCUACUUGACCUAUUUGUAUUAUAUAACAUUGUGAUCUUGCCAUUCUGUGCAUUUUGGCUCUUACGAAAUUACCAUGUCUUAUUCAGAACUGUUAAGUUGUGAUGUGCAUUGAGUUGAAUUCUGUUUAUCAAUUUCAGAACCCUUGAAGGAUCUGUGGGAAGAAAGUGGACGAGGCCUUCUGAUAGGUUGUUUUUUUUUUUUAGAACAUUAUUUUAGACCGAAAUGUAGCAAUUCUUUGAUAGUCUUUUCCCAAGCCACGUUUAAACUACAUUUAUAUUUUGGAUGUUAUUAAUGUUGAUUUUGAAAAUACUUCCUGAUUUAUACAAAAUGAAUGAUUCAUUUGUAAAUCACAGAAGAAAAUUAAAAUAUCUAUUGGGAUGGUUGAUAGAAUUUAAUGAAGUAAUAAAACCUCUGAGAGUAUUCACUUGGUGAAUAUACGUGAUAACAUCUUUAUACUUUGAAAAAUGUUCCACUUACCCUUUCAGAUAUUUGACGUGAAUUAAUUCAAUUCAUAAUACUUCCAUUUUGCUUAAAUAAGGGUUUUAUGUUGCUGGCAGGAGAAUUUAAUUACUUAUUAAAUGUACCAUGUAUAAAGUGAAAGAUCAUUUACUCACAUGGCUUUGACAUCAGUGCACAUUUCCCAGUCGCAGACCUUAACCCUGACUCAUCAUCAGAGUCCAGAGUCAGAUGUCUUCUUAGUUAAUUAUUUAGCUAGUAGUAUUCUUUCACAAAUAACUAUCACUUUCCCAUCAGUAUAUUGCUUUAAAUUUUAUAUUUCUCAAAAGAAACUUUCCACAGUUUUAAAAAAAAAUAUUAAUGCAUCCACACUCAGGGUGUAGGGAAAAUGCUUUCCACUGAAAACCCUGCCCACCUGUCACCAGCACAAGACAGUUAGAGCAUCAGUGGGAAUUACGUAAUUAUACUAAAGCGAAAAGUGAAAUGCAUUUUUGUUUCCAUUUUUAGCAAAAGACCCUGCACACAUUUACUCACUUACUGGAUUCCUGCUCUGAAGACGCAGAUGCAGUGUUGGUCACUCUUGUCACUUUAUUUAUUUAUUAUUGUUUUUUCCAUCCCUGUACAUUCCUUUCACAUGGGUAGGAUUGUAGUUCUAGAAGUUCAUUGUUUUGUUUUUGCUGUAAUGUUUGAAUACUAUUUAAUAUCAGGUUUUAAUAUUGCUGGAUUUGCUAACUUUGGUUACUUGUGCAGUGUUUGAAGUAAUUCACAUUCUUGUUUAAUAUAUAUAUAGUAAAAGCAGCUUUGAGUAAUCGUAGCUGUUUAUUUGUGCAGAAUUACUACAUUAAGAUCUUGUAUAACGGUGACUUUUUUUGGCUUUUCAGUCAUUUAAUAUGUUCAUUUAUCAAAAUAUGAACUUCAGGAUGCACUAUAAUUUUGUUUUUGCAGUGGCUCAAAAUAAACAUUUCAGAAAUUACUUUUGUAAUAAUUUGCAAUUAAUUGUUCUUUUUAUCUUUUAUGAAUUAUUUGUCUGUGAUCUUUCCUCUCCCAACUAAGAAUUCUCCAAUAAACUUAAGAGAUGCCUGGC